GAUGAGCUCAUCGUCAGAGCUCAUUAGCAAUCACCAAGUCGCAAUUAUAGCCCCCUCAGCCGCAGGGAGGUUGCACUCGCGGUUGGCUUGUACGAUAUACCCUCAAGAUGCCGUUUGGGAACGUGAAGCUCAAUGAUGGCACGGAGAUACCCGCCAUCGCUUUCGGUACGGGUAGCGUUUGGAAGGGCAAGGAUGUCACGAAAUACGUUGAGCAAGCGGUAGAGACAGGUUUCUCGCACAUUGACACGGCUGCCAUAUACAAGACGGAGAGCAACGUCGGGCAAGCCAUCCGAGAGACCGGUCUGAGCCGCUCUGACCUGUAUAUCACUACUAAGUACGACGGAGGUGAUAUUCAGGGCGCUAUUAGAGACAGUCUGGCAUUGCUGGGCAUUAAACAUGUAGACUUGUACCUGAUCCACGCGCCACUAUUCCUCCCGGGCAGCAUUGAAGAUGGCUGGCGAGAAUUCGAGAAGAUUAAGGAAAGCGGUUUGGCGACGAGCAUUGGCGUCAGUAAUUUCAACCUCGAGGAAUUGCAGAAACUGGUCAAGUCUGCCAAAGUCAUCCCAGCUGUGAACCAGAUCCGCUUCCACCCAUAUAACUAUGCCGAGAACAAAGAGCUCUUGGACUACGCUGCAAAACACGGCAUCAUAAUCGAGGCAUAUAGCAGUCUCACACCCAUAACCAAGGCGCCAGGAGGACCAGUAGACAAGCCAGUCGCCGCUGCCGCUGAGCGACUAGGUGCGACGCCCGUGCAGGUAAUCCUGAAGUGGGUCCAGCAGAAGGGUGCGGUGAUCGUAACUACCAGUUCGAAGAAAGAGCACCUAGAGGAGUAUCUCGCAGUUGCCGAUUUACCCGACCUGACAGACGACGAGAUCGCCGCCAUCGACGAAGCAGGCGCAAAGGGUCCUUCGGAUGCAAAGACAAAGGCAAAAACCGCUCUUACCUUCUUGCUCUGUGGUUAUCUAACCUUGCGUGCUCUCUGGCAAGUCUCCAAGCUCUUAGAACUGCCGUUGGCACGAUAG
Molecule: messenger RNA, 1022 nt
Organism: Gloeophyllum trabeum ATCC 11539
Lineage: Eukaryota; Fungi; Basidiomycota; Agaricomycetes; Gloeophyllales; Gloeophyllaceae
Product: Aldo/keto reductase
Exons: 10
Coding region: 108-1022 (304 amino acids)
Molecular function (GO): oxidoreductase activity, acting on NAD(P)H as acceptor
Source: RefSeq, a predicted model, not a curated record